UAUCGAAAUCACUGCAUUAUCAUUCAACUACUUCACUUGGAUACUAUCCCUCAGUCUCUUAACACCUUCCUAGCUGACCGUGAGAUACGUUUUGCUGGUUAUGUAUCUGGUGAGUAUCCUUAUAAGCUCCUUGAUAGCUAUGGAGUGAAAAUUGGGCAUUUGGUUUCAAUAUAUGGCGAUAACAAAAAAAUCCAACUUCAAAAAGAUACCGAUAUGGGGUUUGCUGAAAAAGUUCGUAAGCUUGUGGGGCUAGAUAUUGAGAGACCAGCGAUCAUUUGUCCGUCAUCAGACUGGGGUGCUAGGAACCUUUCCAAGAAACAGAUUAAAUACGCCGCAGUUGAUGCCUAUGCUUCAUGGUUGAUGGGAAAGAAUAGAAGCUGGACUUAUCCACAGUGUGUUUUUAUCGGCAGUGUUUGAAGUGUGUUUUUAAUUGAUGAAAAUAUUUAUUUAUUUGAUGUUAUAUAUAAUAUAUUUGUUAACUGUACUUCAAACUUCAAAGUCCCGUGAGCAUAGGCAGGAUCUAAAUCCCGAAUAUGUUUCCCACUUUGUGUGAUCCAAAUUCAAUCUCUUUACUCCAAAAUUACGAACUUUUCUCACUUCUUGUAUAUCUACAUCUCUCUGAAUUAAGAUCAACAUCAACAACAACAACAGGAUUAUUAUAAAGGUAAAAUAAAAACAAAAAUAAAAAAUCCUAAACAUUUGAUUUUGCAUAGUAAAGAAAGAUGGCUAAGCAUGAAGAACUACCCAUACCAAUAUUCUCAACAAUUGAACCAGUUUAUGGAGAUGGAAUACAACUUACAGAAGCUCAACAGCGAUUUGAUGUACUCAAAUCUAAAUUCGAACAAGUUUUUGGUCAUCAACCUGAUCUUUUUACUCGAUCCCCGGGUAGAGUUAACUUGAUUGGUGAACAUAUUGAUUAUGAAGGAUAUUCAGUAUUGCCUAUGGCUAUAAGGCAAGAUACUAUUAUUGGGAUUAGGAAGAAUAAUGAUUCUGGAACUCUUAGAAUUGCUAAUGUUAAUGAUAAGUAUACAAUGUGUACUUAUCCAGCUGAUCCUAACCAGGAAAUUGAUUUGAAGAAUCAUAAAUGGGGACACUACUUUAUUUGUGGAUACAAAGGGUAUUAUGAAUUUGCGAAAUCAAAAGGUGUAGAUACUGGUGCUCCAGUUGGCCUUGAUGUCAUUGUUGAUGGAAUAGUUCCUACAGGGUCUGGGUUGUCAAGUUCAGCGGCAUUUGUUUGCUCUUCUACAAUUGCUAUAAUGGCUGCUUUUGAUACGAAUUUCCCAAAGAAAGAAAUUGCCCAGCUGACAUGUGAUUGUGAACGUCAUAUUGGAACACAAUCUGGUGGGAUGGAUCAGGCAAUCUCAGUGAUGGCCAGAUCUGGGUUUGCAGAGCUGAUUGAUUUCAACCCAAUCCGUGCAACUGAUGUGCAACUUCCUGCUGGUGGGACUUUCGUGAUAGCUCAUUCCUUGGCGGAAUCAAUGAAGGCAGUAACUGCAGCAACAAAAUACAAUAACCGUGUUGUAGAAUGUCGUCUAGCAAGUAUUGUCCUUGGCAUAAAGCUGGGAAUGGAACCAAAGGAGGCAAUUUCCAAAAUGAAAACCCUCUCCGAUGUUGAGGCCAUGUGCGUUUCUUUUGCCAAUAGUCGUGGGUCUUCUGAUCCUGCUGUCGCAGUCAAGGAGCAUUUAAAGGAAGAGCCAUACACAGCUGAAGAUAUCGAAAAAAUCACGGAGGAGGGUCUGACAUCAAUCUUUGCCAGUUCUCCCUCCUCGCUGGAUGUGCUAAAAGCUGCUACGGCUUAUAAAUUGUUUCAGAGAGCCACUCAUGUGUACUCUGAAGCUAAACGUGUCCAUGCUUUCAAGGAAACCGUUUCAUCCAAAUUAAGUGAUGAAGAUAUGCUUAAAAAGCUUGGCGAACUCAUGAACGAUAGCCACUAUAGCUGCAGUGUUCUAUACGAGUGCAGUUGCCCGGAAUUGGAAGAACUAGUAAAACUUAGUCGUGAUAAUGGAGCUCUUGGAGCGAGACUUACUGGAGCUGGAUGGGGUGGUUGUACAGUUUCUUUAGUGAAAGAGAAUGUUGUUCCCCAAUUUAUCCAAGCUUUAAAGGAUUCUUUCUACAGACUAAGGAUUGAUAAAGGAGCGAUUAAACAGGAAGAUGUUGAUCUCUAUGUUUUCGCGUCCAAACCUGCUAGUGGAGCUGCCAUAUUUAAGUUUUAAAAAUCUCAUCUAUUGAUGUUUAUAUUCCAUUGCUUAAAGAAGCUCUGCAGAAUACUAUCUGGAUUUCGCUGUGCACACAGAAAUAAAUCACCCUGAGUUUUUCAUUGGCAUUUGCAUUUGGGCAGAAAUUUUCACAAGGUUCGCUCAGAUGCUUCUUGUGAGAGUUGUUUAUCCAGGGAGUAGAUAAGUGAUUAUAUUAGAAUUCUGCGACCAAACAGUAACAUAAUAAGAAAUAAUUAUAUUAUGCGAGAUGGUUUUGUGCCACAUUAAUUUGGUUUUGCCGAAACAACAUACUGUGGUGUUUAAGAAUUUUGUUCUUACUUACAUUAUUGAGCAAGGACAAAGAAGUUUAGGUCAUGGGUCAAUUCAGAUAUCUGGAAUUCUGGAUACCAUUUUAUGUCUUGAUCAAUGUUAAUAUUUUUCUAUUAAA
Molecule: messenger RNA, 2643 nt
Organism: Papaver somniferum (opium poppy)
Lineage: Eukaryota; Viridiplantae; Streptophyta; Magnoliopsida; Ranunculales; Papaveraceae
Product: galactokinase
Exons: 13
Coding region: 723-2213 (496 amino acids)
Biological process (GO): galactose metabolic process; carbohydrate phosphorylation
Cellular component (GO): cytosol; cytoplasm
Molecular function (GO): galactokinase activity; ATP binding
Source: RefSeq, a predicted model, not a curated record